GCCUUUUUCCUGAUGUAGGUGGAGGGUAUUUCUUGCCAAGACUAUCAGGAAAGAUUGGCUAUUACCUUGCACUGACAGGAUUUAGGCUGAAAGGAAGAGAUGUACUAAAAGUUGGCAUCGCUACACAUUUUGUAGAAUCUGAAAAGAUACCUGCCUUAGAGAAAGACCUGAUAGCACUGAAAUCCCCUUCAACAGAAAAUAUUGCAGACUUACUGAACUCUUACCAUGUGAAGAGCAAAGUUGAUCAAGAAAAGCAGUUUGUACUUGAUGAACAUAUGGACAAGAUUAACAGUCUUUUUUCAGCAAACAGUAUGGAAGAAAUUGUUAAAAAAUUAAAGCAAGAUGGUUCUCCUUUUGCCAUUAAGCAGCUAGAGACUAUUAAUAAGAUGUCACCUACAUCCUUGAAGAUGACUCUCAGACAGCUCAGAGAAGGAGCUUCCAUGAGUUUACAAGACGUACUCACGAUGGAAUACAGACUGAGCCAAGCGUGCAUGAGAGGCCAUGACUUCUAUGAAGGGGUUCGAGCAGUGCUGAUUGACAAAGACCAAUCCCCCAGAUGGAAGCCAGCUUCUCUAGAAGAAGUCAGUGAUGAAAUUGUGGACGAUUGUUUUAAGCCAUUGGGAAGCAACGAUCUCAAGUUGUAA
Messenger RNA from Leptosomus discolor (cuckoo roller), 644 nucleotides. Lineage: Eukaryota; Metazoa; Chordata; Aves; Leptosomiformes; Leptosomidae. The record is from RefSeq and is a predicted model, not a curated record.